CCGGGUUCCGGAUGAUUCCGGUGCUGCCCGCCCUCGCCCGUCGCUGACACCGCGGACGGCGGGUCCGCAGACCCGCCGCAGAGCCGACGACCGUCCAGCCGAGUCCCGCUCCUUCUCUGGGGAUGGCUCUUGGUUUUGCGCAAGCAUGAGGACUGUCCAAUAAAGGAAAACUUAAAGAACCAUUGUUACAGCUGUUUGGAUUUCCCCAAAGAAGAAAAGAAGGAAAGAUUAUCUGACCUUGUAUUCAGCCACGGUCUGAUGUUCUGUGACUGAGAAGCCAGCUGUUGACUCUGUUAUGAUGCCUUUGGAGAUGGAGCCCAAAAUGAGCAAACUUGCCUUUGGAUGCCAGCGGAGUUCCACAUCGGAUGAUGACUCGGGCUGCGCUCUGGAGGAGUACGCCUGGGUGCCCCCAGGCCUCAGACCCGAGCAGAUCCAGCUCUAUUUUGCUUGCUUACCAGAGGAAAAGGUUCCUUAUGUUAACAGCCCUGGAGAGAAGCACCGAAUUAAACAGCUUUUGUACCAGUUGCCACCACAUGAUAAUGAGGUGCGGUACUGCCAGACCCUGAGUGAGGAGGAGCAAAAGGAACUGCAGGUGUUCAGUGCGCAGCGGAAGAAAGAGGCGCUCGGAAGAGGGACAAUCAAGCUUCUGUCCAGAGCAGUGAUGCACGCCGUGUGCGAGCAGUGUGGGCUGAAGAUAAAUGGAGGUGAAAUUGCGGUGUUUGCCUCUCGAGCGGGCCCGGGAGUGUGCUGGCACCCAUCCUGUUUUGUGUGCUUCACGUGCAGUGAGCUGCUGGUUGACCUCAUCUAUUUUUAUCAGGAUGGAAAAAUUCACUGUGGCCGGCACCAUGCUGAGCUGCUCAAACCCCGGUGUUCAGCAUGUGACGAGAUAAUUUUUGCUGACGAGUGCACGGAAGCUGAGGGCCGGCAUUGGCACAUGAAACACUUCUGCUGCCUGGAGUGCGAGACGGUCCUGGGGGGACAGAGGUACAUCAUGAAGGACGGCCGCCCCUUCUGCUGCGGCUGCUUCGAGUCCCUCUAUGCAGAGUACUGCGAGACGUGCGGGGAGCAUAUCGGUGUGGACCACGCGCAGAUGACCUAUGAUGGGCAGCACUGGCAUGCCACAGAGGCCUGCUUUUCCUGUGCCCAGUGCAAAACCUCUCUGUUGGGAUGCCCCUUCCUUCCCAAACAAGGCCAGAUUUAUUGCUCGAAGACAUGCAGCCUCGGUGAAGACAUGCAUGCCUCCGAUUCCUCCGACUCUGCGUUCCAGUCGGCUCGGUCAAGAGACUCCAGGAGAAGUGUCCGGAUGGGCAAGAGCAGCCGGUCAGCAGACCAGUGUCGUCAGUCACUCCUUCUGUCCCCUGCUCUGAACUACAAGUUUCCCGGCCUGUCGGGCAAUGCUGACGACACCCUAUCUCGGAAGCUGGACGAUCUGAGCCUUUCCAGGCAAGGAGCAAGUUUUGUCAAUGAAGAAUUUUGGAAAGGCAGAGUAGAGCACGAAACCCCAGAAGACCCUGAAGAAUGGGCGGAGCAUGAAGAUUAUAUGACACAGCUCCUCCUCAAGUUUGGUGAUAAAAGUCUCUUUCAGCAGCAGCCCAGUGAGAUGGACAUUCGAGCCAGUGAGCACUGGAUAGCUGAUAACAUGGUUAAAAACAAGACCGAGUUAAAGCAAAACAACCAGAGCCUUGCAAGUAAAAAAUACCAGUCUGAUAUGUACUGGGCACAGUCACAAGAUGGGCUGGGAGACUCUGCUUAUGGCAGCCACCCAGGCCCGGCGAGCAAUCGAAGACUCCAGGAGUUGGAUCUGGACCACGGGGCUUCCGGGUACAGUCAGGGUCAAACCCAGUGGUGUGGAGACUCCCUGGAGUGCUUGUCAGACCUGAAACCAGAGCAAAGCGUUCGGGAUUCUAUGGAUUCUUUGGCUUUGUCUAAUAUCACAGGGGCGUCAGUGGAUGGAGAAAGCAAGCCGAGGCCGUCAUUGUAUUCUCUGCAAAACUUUGAGGAAAUAGAGACAGAAGACUGUGAGAAAAUGAGCAACAUGGGGACUUUGAACUCUUCCAUGCUGCACAGGAGCACAGAGUCCUUGAAGAGCCUCAGUUCAGAGUUGUGUCCAGAAAAGAUCCUGCCCGAGGAGAAACCACUUCACCUGCCAGUGCUCCGAAGGUCCAAGUCUCAGUCCAGGCCACAGCAGGUCAAGUUUUCAGAUGAUGUCAUUGACAAUGGAAGCUACGAGAACAUCGAAAUCCGGCAGCCACCAAUGAGUGAGAGAACUCGGAGACGGGUGUACCAUUUUGAAGAGAGGGGACCCAGGUCACAUCACCAUCGCCGCAGGAGAAGUAGGAAGUCUCGCUCAGACAAUGCCCUGAACCUUGUCACAGAAAGAAAAUACUCUCCCAAGGACAGGCUGCGGCUCUACACCCCCGAUAACUAUGAAAAGUUUAUCCAGAAUAAGAGUGCCCGGGAAAUCCAGGCCUACAUCCAGAAUGCUGACCUCUAUGGGCAGUACACCCACGCCACUUCUGACUACGCCCUGCAGAACCCGGGAGGGCCGCGAUUUCUAGGCCUCUACGGGGAGGACGACGACUCCUGGUGCUCCUCCUCCACCUCCUCCUCCUCUGACUCAGAAGAAGAAGGGUAUUUUCUUGGACAACCAAUUCCUCAGCCCCGGCCACAGAGAUACGCCUACUAUACAGACGACCUUUCUAGUCCAACUUCUGCACUCCCCACGCCUCAGUUUGGUCAGAGGACAACUAAAUCCAAGAAGAAAAAGGGACACAAGGGCAAAAACUGUAUUAUUUCUUAAUGUGGUAGCUGCGGAGAUUGUAUUUAAACUUAGCCAUUAACCAUCUUAAAUCAUAUCUUUUUUCUUCCAUAGGAAAGUUGCUAAAAUAGAUUCAAGUGCUUUGCCCAUGUAAAUGAGACCCCGACUGCUGUUUACAGUGUCAGAUUUAACCUUUGGAAGGUGUGAUUUCUCCACUUACCCUCCUUGGAUGGUGCCAGGUAGACAUGACCUCGUGUGUCUGUUGGGUGCAUCACAAUUUGACACAGCUGCUUUGGUCUCCAAACCUCGAGAGAUCCGCGAGAAGCUGUUGAGAGGUGAUUGGAUGGGGGUGUUGAUUUUUAGACAAUGAGAACUCGAGCCACCUUUGUCAAGCAAUAGUGUUUGUCGUCCGUCUGCACCAGAUUGACCCAGGUCCUGACAGUCUGUCCAGUCGUGUGGCAUGCACGUAGUCAUGUGCCCCAGCCAACACUGUGCGUCCCACUGUGCACGGCCACCUCGUCCCCUUCCAGCCCUGAUUAGCCAGGUAAACAUUAUAUUAGCUCCAGCUACAGAUGGAAAAGAACAUUGCUAUUUAUAAUGUAGUAUUUCAUAGACUUAAGUGUAUUCCUAAUUUAACGGUGCAAAUAUUAAUGUACAUACUGUACAGUUCAGAUUUUAAAGCUGAUAUUUUUAUAUCCCUGAAAUGUAAGAUGUUUGUUACACUGCAGUGCUAGAUUUGUUAGGGAACCAGAAACAGCAUUUAUGGAUGAAAUGAUUGCUUGUAUCUUAGUCAGGGUUUAUAAGUUUAGAUGGUCACAUUUAUAUUGCCUAGUGCUGGAAAGAUCUUUUUUUUUUUUUAAUUUUUCAACAUUAAAAAGGCUCUGUAUGCAUGGUGGGGCUAUGUAAAUACUCUUUAAAACUAUGGCCCUAUUAAUCUUACAAGUGUUAUUUAUGGGUCAAGCAAUGUAAACUGUAUAAAUGUAAAAACAAACAAAAAUAAUCCCACACAUACCCCUGGAAUAUAUGGUUAAAAACAAGGAGAAGCUGUUUGGGUGAAUAUUUUUUUCCCCUUGGGGAUGGCAAGGGGUGCCUUUCCCGUUUUCAGCAAGGUAGUGAUUAUCUCAAGGAAAGAGACCAAAAAACUACAAGGAUCUGCUCUCUGUGGCAGAGUGCUUUGUAGGUUGAUUCCUUUUCACCCCUCCCUUCCAGCUAAUUUGUUGGCCUUCUGGUUAUGUUAUUCUUUUAAAAUCUUUAAAUUAGAGGAUUCUGUGCUGCUGGCUACUUAAAGUUAAUCUGGGGUUCUGUUUGAAGGGGGAAUUACAUUGGAUUUGAACUGACAAGCUAGUACUUUGAUAUGGGUCAUUCUUGCCCAUAUGUUUCAGUCGUAACUUAGUGUCCUAGUGGUAUCUCAGACCCUUAGGAAGGUAUUUAAUAAAUGCUUAAUCAAUAACAAAUGACCUUUCUGAACAAGAUCUCUUCAAACACAUCCAGAUCACAUUCAUUUUGCUCCUCUGACUAGCCUUGCUGUUCUACCAUUAACAGACCAACGUUUGACUCCUGCACGUCCACGUGCCCUACUAGCUUGUGUGAAAUAGUACUUGAGGCAUAGAGGCAGAGCCGCCCACAUGUACUGGUGUGGGAAAAGCUCUUGGGCCCUAGGAGGGCAGACCUGAAUCCAAUAGGAAAACCAGCAGUCAACAGCAUCCCCUGUACUCACCCCUGGAUAGGGCAAGGCUUGGUAUCCAGGCUAGACAGAGCCCUUCAGAAGCACACCAAGGUGGGGGAGAUCUUCUCAAAAACUUCAUUAUCAUCUCCCUGUUCUGAUUCAUUUUAAAAACAGCAUUGCAAAGAAAAUGCAUGCACAUGGUUUAAAAAAAAGCGAAAGACAUGAAGUAUCUCCUUUCCACUCUCCUUCCCUUGGUUCCCCUCCCUAGAAGUAACCACUGUUACCCAUUAGUUGUGUAUCCUUCAGAUGUUCAAAGCAUAUUCACAUUAAUGUAUCUUUUUAAAAUGGCAGGAAACUAGACCAGCUAAGACUUGCUUUUCUCACUUUACAUGUGGGUAUUCCACGUUAGUGCAUAUAGGUCUACCUCACUCUGUUCUUGCAAUGACUUCAUAAUAGUCUGCUUUUGGAUAUACCAUAAUUUAUUUCACCAGUCCCUUGGUGAUGGGCUUCAGUUUUCUCAUAGACACUUUAUCCUUCAUUGGCACAUAUGCACAUAAAUUCUGAGUAGCACGGUUACUGGGAGAAAGGUUAUGCGUUUACAAUUUUGAUGGCUGUCGCCAGUUUUCCUCAAGAAGGCAAUCUCUUGAUCCUCAUUUACAAUGCAAGUGCUUGUUCCCUCACGAUCUCACAUGACAGGAGCAGGUUUCCAGAUUUUGAAGAUCUUUUCAGAACCUUUGCUGCAAACAGUGGGCAUCCUUUUAGAAAAGACCUUUGCCUUGAAAGGGUGGAUAAUGAAAUACUCAGCCUUACUUGGCCUGGAGAAAGGCAGGUAUAAGCUGAAGUCACUGUCCUCAGUAGUUUUCAAGUCCUAGUUGCUUUUGCUCCUCCUAGUAAUCACCCCAUUCAUUUCUUCAUUUCCUUACAUAAGGGUUAUAUCGACUGCCAAAGGUUUAAGGAAAUGCAGAAAUAUUUAUUCACAAUAAUAAUGUAAGCUUUGAAGCUUUUAAAUCUUGGUUGAUAGCAAUAACAAAGAAGACUGACUGUCUACAAAGGAAGAAAGAAGCAGCUGCCCUGCAGCCCUGUAAAGAAUUAGGCUAGAAAACUAGGCCUACAUUUGCUAGAAGGUGUUCAAAGAUUUCGUUAACAAAGUGUUUGGUCCGUCACAAAACUCAAAAUUUAGCCCCAAGCUAAGUAUCAAAUACUGAAACACUGCCUCUGGUCUCUACAUGGGUGAAGCAGAAGCCCAGUGAUUGCCUUUUCCUCACUUCAGACCAAACUGGAGCACAUACAGCCCGUGGAGGGAUGCUGAUUAAGUCAAUGGGCGCUGCUUUCAGUCCUCAGUAAGAGAAGGACUCACCUUGUGUAUGUACCUGAUCUCCUUGACACUCAGCUUUCUAGUUCCUGAGUUAAAUAAGUAUCACAAGUGCAAGGAGAGAUUUGCUGUCCGGUGGUGCUAGUGCUAAAGGGCCCACCUGCCAGUGCAGGAGAUGCGGGUUCAGCCCCUGGGUCAGGACGGUCCCCUGGAGGAGGAAAGGGCUACCCACUCUAGUCCUGUUGCCUGGAGAAUUCCUCGGACAGAGGAACUUGGUGGGCCCCAGUCCACAGGGUCGCAAAGAGUUGGGUGCAACUGAGCAUAGUUCUCACGUUAGAUCCAAAGCAUAAGCCAUUGUAAGACAGAAGUAAAACUGGAAUGAGCACUGAAGACGGCUAGAUGUCCACGUGUGGCACGUGGCCCUGCCCUGUGUGGUCCUCGGGUGGCGGGCCAGGCAAGUUAGAACAGGUGUGGAGGUGCCGUGGGACGGCCGACGUGGGGUGGGCAGGCUGCGGCUGAGCGCCGCGCUCCUGUGGAGCACGCGACUGCUGCCGGGCACGGGAGAAGCAGUGCUAGGACGUCAGUCUUUCCAAAAGCAGCCAAGAACUUGAACUCUGGUAAAACGUCUCCCACCUUCUCAAUGCUAGCAACUAAUUCAAACAUUUCUGAAGCCCUUUGAGCAAAAGGAACCUGCCAUCAGCGCAUGGGUUAUAAAUUUAAGUACUUGAAGUCAUCCCUUAGAGCUGUCUAGAGGAGGCACAACUAAUUACUAUUUACAGAAAGAUGUGACUUUUUUUUUUGAUGUUCAAGGAAGAAAAAUUAUUGGGAUUUCAAAAAAUUCCACUAAAAGCCUUAUUAUCAGAUUUAAUGUUAGCAACACAAUUAUAAAAAAGGGCCUUUUUAAUUUGUCAAAUGAGAAAAUUGCCUAGUUAGAUUCUCUAGCUGUUCUUUGGAACUUUCUAACAAGGCAUGCUCCUGAACAGUCGUGUGGGUUUUCUGCUCGCGCUCAGAGCACUCGAGGAAGGCUUCCAGGCUCACUGGAGAAAUAAGCAGGAGCAACUGAGUUUUGCAUCUCUGAGCUCUGGCAUCUCUAUGCCAAAAUCAGGGUGGUAACUUUACUAGGGGAAGAAAGGUGAAGGGUGGCUUUCGCAGCUUACAAAGGAAGUGUAGAGGACAAGUAAGACAUGGGGUAUGUGUGUAUAGACUUGCUCAUAGGAUUACAGCCAGUCUUCUUGCUUGAACAGACCAAGCUAGCUGGUCAGAUUCCCAUUUGAGAGAUCAGUUUUAACCUCAACUCAUUUUUACAAAAGAAAUCUCACAUCCCUGCUGCCGUAUGUGCACAGGCGCUGUUAGGGCAACUGAGAAGGAACUUGCAGAGCAUUCUCCAGAAGCACUUGAUUCCAGACAACAUGAACAGUAUCAUCAAGAAUAUGAAACUAGUUCUCCUAAGUGCUAUCACUUGUUUUAGCAUGUUUAGGUCAACAAACUAAAAGCAACUGAUGUUGGAAAAAGUGAUUACUAGUCUAAUAUAGACCUGCCACAAAGUUGAUGUUGGAGAGAUGCAAAGCAUGCUAGACUCUAGAAUUCAGGGGAUGUGGGUUAGGAGACUCCCCUCGCUCAUUAACUCAGGCGGGUUGAGUGCUGUGACCCAGUUUCCAUUUCUGUAAAAUGAGAGGUGCUCAACCAUCUCAAAGGCUUCCUUCCAGCUUUGGUAUUCUGUGAAGACCAAACUGAAUUUAUUGGGUAGCCAGCAGACAGGUCACCCACUCAGCAUAAAGUGUCAUUUCCCUUUUCUGACUCUUCAUUUACCAAGAUACUUGGCAAAGAUUCCUGAAAGGAUGAUCCUUCCAGAGACCAUGGCUCCUGGGAGUUGGUAGCUUUAAAGACGAUUGGUUUUAAUGCUUGGGACUCUUGAGUGGGCAUGAAGUUUGGCAGUGGUUAUCUCCCUCUAGGUGCAUAUGCUUCAAAGGUUGGCCUUUUCCUUUCUUAAGUAAGCAGUCUGGAAAUGGCAUAGAGAAUAUGGAACACAAGACAUUUUCCUCCCUCGUGUUGUAUUUUUCCCCCAAUUACCAAGAUAAAAUGAUUUUUUUUUUUUCUACAAUGCAGUUAGUGGCAGUCUGGAAUCUCUGAACAUGUUGUAAGCAAAGCUGAAAGAGUGUUAACUAUGUUUAAUUAAUGCUGGCUCCCAGUAUAGGAGAGUUGAAUUACCAGGUUUAUUCCCCUUAACUGGCUCUUCUCAAACCACUGUGGGUCCAGGUACCACACUAAAGAGCUGAGUUCCAGGCUGUGUGGUAACUGGGGGCUGUAACCCUACCUGCCCCUUAACAACCACGUCUCACGAACCUGUCAGAUGUUUUCUAAAUUAACUCCGAAGCAGAAGUCAUAGAAAUCAACAUAGACGGUAGUAGUGACUGAAUACAGGUGAAAUCUACUGAGCAAGGAUUUUAUCACAAGUUGUUUGUAAGUUAUUUUUAUAUAUUGCCCAUCGCAAACAUAUUACACUGUAAAUGUACAUACCAACAGCUAGUGUGUCCUGGAGUCACCACUGGAACCUAGUUCUGAAUGACCACUAAACUUCUACUUCUUUUAAGAACACUAAAUUUUAAAGUUGAAAGAUAGGGGUAAAACACUAACUGUGCCCCUUCCAGCUAUAUGACCUUAGGUAAGCCCUUAAUUGUAAAGUGAUUGGCUU
Molecule: messenger RNA, 8428 nt
Organism: Dama dama (fallow deer)
Lineage: Eukaryota; Metazoa; Chordata; Mammalia; Artiodactyla; Cervidae
Gene: PRICKLE1
Product: prickle planar cell polarity protein 1
Exons: 9
Coding region: 296-2800 (834 amino acids)
Molecular function (GO): zinc ion binding
Source: RefSeq, a predicted model, not a curated record